GCGGUAGCGGCGGCGGUAGCAGCGGCGUCCGAGCUACGCCACACGGGGCCGGGGCGCCGGGAGCCGGAGCGCGCAGCGCAGCGCGGGGUCGUGGCGGCGGCGGUGAGGGGAGCGCGGCGGCGGCGGAGGAGGCGGAGCCAUGGCGGGCCAGCAGUUCCAGUACGAUGACAGCGGGAACACCUUCUUCUACUUCCUCACCUCCUUCGUGGGGCUCAUCGUGAUCCCCGCCACCUACUACCUCUGGCCGCGAGACCAGAACGCGGAGCAAAUUCGAUUAAAGAAUAUCAGAAAAGUAUAUGGAAGAUGUAUGUGGUAUCGUUUACGGUUAUUAAAACCCCAGCCAAAUAUUAUUCCUACAGUAAAGAAAAUAGUUCUGCUUGCAGGAUGGGCACUGUUCUUAUUUCUUGCAUACAAAGUUUCUAAAACAGACCGAGAAUAUCAAGAAUAUAAUCCUUAUGAAGUACUAAAUUUGGAUCCUGGAGCAACAGUGGCAGAAAUUAAGAAACAGUAUCGCUUGUUGUCGCUUAAAUAUCAUCCAGAUAAAGGAGGUGAUGAAGUUAUGUUCAUGAGGAUAGCAAAAGCUUAUGCAGCUUUAACAGAUGAAGAGUCUCGGAAAAAUUGGGAAGAAUUUGGAAAUCCAGAUGGUCCUCAAGCUACAAGCUUUGGAAUUGCUUUGCCAGCUUGGAUAGUUGACCAGAAAAAUUCGAUUCUGGUUUUACUUGUGUAUGGAUUGGCCUUUAUGGUUAUCCUUCCUGUUGUGGUGGGCUCUUGGUGGUAUCGGUCAAUACGAUAUAGUGGAGACCAGAUUCUAAUACGUACAACACAGAUUUAUACAUACUUUGUUUAUAAAACUCGAAAUAUGGAUAUGAAACGUCUCAUCAUGGUUUUAGCUGGAGCUUCUGAAUUUGAUCCUCAAUAUAAUAAAGAUUCCACAAGCAGGCCAACAGAUAAUAUCUUAAUACCACAGCUAAUCAGGGAAAUUGGCAGCAUAAAUUUAAAGAAGAAUGAACCUCCACUUACCUGUCCAUAUAGCCUGAAGGCCAGAGUUCUUUUACUGUCUCAUCUUGCUAGGAUGAAAAUUCCUGAGACACUGGAAGAAGAUCAACAGUUCAUGCUGAAAAAAUGUCCUGCUCUGCUUCAAGAAAUGGUUAAUGUAAUCUGCCAGCUAAUAAUAAUGGCCCGGAGCCGUGAAGAAAGGGAGUUUCGUGCUCCAACUUUGGCAUCCUUAGAAAACUGUAUGAAGCUUUCCCAGAUGGCCGUUCAGGGGCUCCAGCAGUUUAAGUCUCCCCUUCUGCAACUCCCUCAUAUCGAAGAGGACAAUCUUAGAAGAGUCUCAAAUCAUAAAAAGUACAAAAUUAAAACUAUCCAGGAUUUGGUCAGUUUAAAAGAAUCAGAUCGUCAUAGUCUGCUACACUUCCUUGAGGAUGAAAAAUAUGAAGAGGUCAUGGCAGUUCUUGGGAGUUUCCCGUAUGUGACCAUGGACAUAAAAUCCCAGGUCUUGGAUGAUGAAGAUAGCAACAACAUCACAGUAGGAUCCCUAGUUACAGUGUUGGUUAAGUUGACAAGGCAGACCAUGGCUGAAGUAUUUGAAAAGGAACAGUCCAUCUGUGCUGCCGAGGAACAGCCUGCAGACGACGGGCAGAGUGACGCCAGUAAGAUGAAGGCAAAGGGAGGAUGGCAGCAGAAGGGCAAAGGGCCCAAGAGAAUGCCCAAGGCCAAAAAGAAGAAGCCUGUGAAAAAGAAGGCCCUAACUGUGCCCUUGCCUCAGGCAAAGCAGCAGAAGCUAAAGCAGGCAAACGGAGUUGUCGGGAGUGAAGCUGCAAUAAAGGAGGAGGAAGACGACAUUUCUGACAAAGGCAGUGAUUCUGAAGAGGAAGAAACCAAUAGAGAUUCGCAGAGUGAGAAAGACGAUGGUAGUGACAGGGAGUCUGACAGAGAGCAAGAUGAGAAGCAGAGCAAGGACGACGAAGCCGAGUGGCAAGAGUUACAACAAAGUAUACAGAGAAAAGAGAGAGCUCUUCUGGAGACCAAGUCAAAGAUAACACACCCUGUGUACAGUCUCUACUUUCCUGAGGAAAAACAAGAGUGGUGGUGGCUUUAUAUUGCAGAUAGGAAAGAGCAAACAUUAAUAUCCAUGCCAUAUCAUGUGUGCACACUGAAGGAUACAGAGGAGGUAGAACUGAAGUUUCCCGCACCAGGCAAGCCUGGAAAUUAUCAGUAUACAGUGUUUCUGAGAUCAGACUCCUAUAUGGGCUUGGAUCAGAUUAAACCACUGAAGUUGGAAGUUCAUGAGGCCAAACCUGUGCCAGAAAACCACCCACAGUGGGACACGGCGAUAGAAGGUGACGAAGAUCAGGAAGACAGUGAGGGAUUUGAAGACAGCUUUGAGGAGGAGGAGGAAGAGGAGGAAGGUGGUGACUGAGCCGUGAGUGGAGCACAGCACAGCGCUGGCACGGCCUUGCAGACACCUGCUGCUCUGUGAGGGAGAGGGCAGAAGCAGGCUCUGGAGGAGGUGCUGGCGUCUUUACUGAACUGGAUGCAACAAUAGACCGUCGGUGCCACCGUGCAGUCUGAGGGGCUUAGAGCCUUUCAGGGGUGGGGUGGUGCGUUUAUCUCAUCUGCAAAUGAUAAUAAACCCUUCGAUGUUACAACUGUCCAGAAGUGUGGGCUGUGCGUUCCCGAUCAGAUCCUGCUCUUGGAGGGUCAAGGCGCAUGAGAAGCAGUCUGUGGGUGAGGGGCUUUCCUUUGUUCAGCUUUAGUUUUAGUAAACAUUCAAGUAUGAUAAACACCACAAAUAUGUUCUAAGUAACGUCUGCUCAAGUUUUUAAUCUGUUAGUAAGCUCUAUUAUUCAUUUAUCAAUAUUUUACAAAUGGUAAGAUUGUAACAGUUCCAUAUGUGAGUUGAAACCAUAAUUUUCAUCUAUCUUGGCCAUAACUUAGCAUUCUCACACAUUCCACAUAAUACAGAGGGCUACAUUUUAGAAUUUUCCGUUCCUAAUUGCCCAGAGUUAGCAAUCAUUAUAAAAGUGGCUUUUAUUGGCUUACAGCCUCUUAAAGCCUCUGGUGGUGUCAGUGCAGGACCUAAUUCAUCUGAUAAAGUUCAGGGCCAACAGUGAUUGUGGGACCACACGUUCUCUGAUGCUUGGCUUCUGUCAUUCAGCCUUUUGGAAAAGGUUCACUAGAAAAGCUUUUAAUCUACCUGACUCUGUCAGAUGCCUUUUAAAGAAAGUAAAUACAGCAUCCAGAGGAGGCACUUUUGUAUUCAUUUGAACUCCUGUUAAUAAAAUAGAAGUUGAACUCAUUUUAUGUUUGUAAUUGUGUGUGUCUUUUUACUCCUAGAGAAAGGGCAUAAAUAGGGUAAUGUUUUAUUUUUCAACUCAAAGUUUAAUAUUGUACCUCACUGUGGAAGUGACUGCUAUCUCUGUAUCCUCUUGGGAAACCCAGGAGGAAGAACUCUUUUUUUCUCAUUUAGUACAACCCAAAAGGGCAGUGCUCAGCACAGAGUAGAACUGUGUGUGAUGAGUCACUGAGGUCAGAGGAAUAUUUUUAUUACUAGACAUAGAGGACACACAUGUCUAUAAUACUGUAAGACUGACUGCAAUAAUCCUAUCACACUUGCCAUAGGCCAAAGUACUGUUGCAAUACUAACUUAUGACCUUGGUUAUUUAAAAGGUUGCUACUCUUCCUGCAGAAUUAUCGCUGGUAUUUUGUUACUACAGUAGUUGGAAAUAAAAUUUGAAAAUUACCAAAAAUAUGAAUUUUUUGUUGUUGUUCUAAAUUUAAGAUAUAACACUUAACUGUUGCUUUCCCUGGCACCCCGCCCCGGGUGAACAAGACCUUCCCUUCCUCUGCAGGCACGGGUGGGUGCGUGGGUCUGCCUUCAGACCAAGUCUGGCUGGGAGGCUCCAGAGUUGGCUGUAGCGGCUAGACAUGCCAGUGUGAGGGAGGGAGUCAGCUGUGUCAGGGAGAGGAGCACACUGAGCCGGAGGAACAGCCGGAGCUGGGCCGGUUGCCUGUCGUAGCGUUGGUGAAGUAGCCAGGCUGGAGGAAGCCUUGUCUGGUGGCUCCUUUCUCUCUGAAAGGGCGCACAGACUCUUCAGACAACGGGUGUCUCAGUUUGAGAUUCUCUAGUGAGGACUUUACACCCUGAUAACAGCACUGUGCUUACAAAACAGCAUGUCUUCCAGGAUUGGAGAUUCCAACAGUUAGCUUGUGUUUGCCUAUUUUGUGAUGUGUAUCAACAUCUCAACCUCAAGAACCAGUUUUCCUCUGACCAGUGCUUUGGUGAAAGUGCUUUGGUCGGGUAGGCUGCUCUCUUCUCAGUCCCUGGACUCCACGUCCCUUCUUUCCUCUGCAGUAGUAAUUUGUCCUAAUUUGCAUUUAGUUGAAGAGAAAUACAGAGUGAAAUUGAUUAUAUAUGAAAUUCAGUAGCUUACAUUGUGUAAAAGUUUUCAUUUCUAAAUUUGCAGAAUGUCUAUCAAAAUGUAGCUUUCUAGAAGGAGACUUCCUGCUAGUCAAAAGUGGCAGGUUAGCACUGGAAGACCUGACUGAGGUCUCAGACCCAAAAGUAGAUUUGCAGUCUUUAAAAUUUUGCCUUUUUUUUUUUUUUUUGAGAAGAAUCAAGCGCAUUGAAUUAAGAUUCUGUAUAUGGAGCAGUCUUGUUCUUCGCUCUGCCUUUCCCAGCAUACCCUGGGGGUGGAGGUGAGGAGUGGAGCACUGCAGUCCACUGCUUUCUGGGAAGCUCAGGUCUGUCUGUACGCGGUGUAGGCGUGGAAUGCCCGUUUCUGCCAUGUGGAACCAGGGAGCGUACUGAGGCUUUCUUAGUGUGAUUUGAUUUGGUUUUUGAGACUCGCUAUAUAGCCUAGGCUGGCCUUGAACUCCCGAUGUAGCCCAGGUUGUGGACCUUGUGAUCCUCCUCCAGUCUCAGCCUCCUGAGUACUAGGAUUACAGACACGAGCCACCACACCUGGUGUUACACAUUGACUGCAUUUAUUCAGGUACCUGCUCCAGCUGGCUCCUACCACACACUGGAGUGCUGUUUAGUGAUGAUGUGUAUUUCAGCUGCACUACAUGUCUCUGAGGGAAUGUUUACCAUGCGUUGACUGCGUUUCCAUGCAGGGCUCUGCCAUUGGGCACAGCAGCUGUGGGCACUCUCUGUGUGAAGGACUUAACUUGGACUUAGUCAGCACGUGGGUGGGAAGUUUUUCUUCUUUCUCCUGUGGCACAGUGGCCGAUAUUUCAGAUGCCUCCCUCUUUCUUUCCUUUCUUCCCCUGUUGUUUGUUUGUUUGCUUGAUCUUGUCACUAGGCAGAGGAAUUGUGUUUUAAGGAACUAGCUAUUAAGUUAAUUGGCCUUUGCCUAGCCCCUUAGCCCCUUUGAAUAAAGCAACAUGCAUCUUUUGUUUUUAAAUGCUUCCUUUUUGAAGCAUUUUCUCGACUCUAUGAAUCCCCUAUUUAGUCUGCCUUAAAGUGAACCAACGAUCAGUGAACCGCAGCAUGACAUUUUACCAGCAGUGCAGUGGUUAGUUAAGUGUGUCUCCAGAUGUUAGCACCAUCAUACACUUACACUUGACACUAGGGCUAUUUUACACACCGUAACAAACAAAACAGGCGCCACCUUGUACAUUUUCCUGGAACUGAGCUAAAACUCCAAAUAGCAAGCAAUCAUGGGCAUACUUUAGAAGUGUGGUUUCAGGUGGGGUGUGCAUCCUGGGGGAUGCAGGUACUAAGUCCAUUGAGAAAAUGUUAAAAUAAUGAUGCUUUGUAUUUAACCUCAUCCUUUUAAAUUUCUAUUUUUAUGUGUUUUAUAAUGUACAUAAUAUAUUGUACAGUUGUACACUUAUAUAAUUUAUAAAUAAAUAAUACAUUUAUUGGUGCAUUA
Messenger RNA from Apodemus sylvaticus (European woodmouse), 5879 nucleotides. It is a transcript of the gene Sec63, whose product is annotated as SEC63 homolog, protein translocation regulator. The transcript has 21 exons. The coding region runs from base 140 to 2422 and encodes 760 amino acids. The record is from RefSeq and is a predicted model, not a curated record. Gene Ontology annotation, cellular component: Sec62/Sec63 complex. Gene Ontology annotation, molecular function: transmembrane protein transporter activity; RNA binding. Gene Ontology annotation, biological process: post-translational protein targeting to endoplasmic reticulum membrane; SRP-dependent cotranslational protein targeting to membrane. Lineage: Eukaryota; Metazoa; Chordata; Mammalia; Rodentia; Muridae.